CCUGACCCCAAAUUAAUUUGGACCUGGCAGCCGAAGGUGCGGCGAGUACCCGACUUUCCUAAGUGUACUGUGAGGAAGGGUUCUUGAAAUCACGGAGAGCAGUCAUCGGGUGCAGUGGCAUUGCUCUGCCUUGUGUCUUGUUCACCUACCAUGGUGUGGCCGGCCAAGGUCGACGGGAGCCGAUUCUUGACGGGAAAGCAGCUGUGGAUGGCGAUCUGCGGGAUCAAGCGAAUCGCCAAAUGUCGCCUAGACAAGGUUUACAUGUUCACAUUUGUCACGUGCUUGUGCGCUCUCUUUCUGAUAUCCUGGAAACGCCAAGACACCUACAGAGUCUCCAAGGAAAUCGAAGUUCCCAGUUCAGAGUGUCAUCGCUGGUGUUACGAGUACCUUUUGGAGACAGAGGGCAUGCUGCGGCAUUUGCUCAGCAACAAGGGAAAUUUCACAAGCACCAGGUGGCAGCACGAAGGAAGCCGCAAUAAUGGUGACAAUACUCAGGUGACAGACAUUAAGCCAAACGAGGGUGGAUGGUCCAGUGCCCUGGACACGCAACACACAUUCCGGCUCGUGGAGAGGCUGCUCAAGAACGCCAUCCCGGGGCAGGGACCAUAUCCGUGGUCAAAGGUCGUGCACUCUGACCAGAAAGCUGCUAGAAAGGUCGAAUCCGUCAGCUUGACUGCGAGUUUAGGAGUGAUCGGCAAGCAGGAGGAAGAAUUAUUUGUUAUUCUUCCGCUCCAAGGAGUCAGAGGUCAAACAGAGCAAGGUCAAGAGAGUGGGGUGGGUCAAGCCCAAACGUCAUCCGAAGCACGAGGAGGGGUCUCAUCUUCUGCCUCCCAGCAGACUGGGGGAUUGGCGCCAUCCGAGAAAGACACGGUGACGCUCGUGAAGGACCUGCGGGACCGCGUCCAGCGCAUCGCCGCCCUUUGUCCUGCUGUACGCAGGAACCAGACUUCUGCCGAAGUUAAUCGCGAUCACAAAACCGCGGUCGGGCGUACCACGGGUGCUGUGUCCUCUGUGGAGAGAGUAAAGGGUGUCUUCUACGACCCGGGUAGCCGCACCGCCUACUGCUUCGUGCCUAAAGCUGGAUGCACCUUCUGGAUGCGGGUGUUCGCUUUUGUCACUAACAGAACGGGGUCGGCCAGGUCGCCCUGGGAUAUCCCUCGCCUGACCGUGCACGCCGGUGGCAACAGCAGCAACAACGAAAGUAAUUACCCCCACGGUGGUCCUCUGUGGUACUAUGAGAAAGAUGCCAUGGCCCCCGACACCCUGCGCUUUGUCGUGACACGUGAUCCGUUCUCGCGUCUGUGGAGUGCUUACGUGGACAAGAUGAUGUUACCCGAUUUCUGGAAAACCAUGGGCGUGCCAGCUGUUCGUCGUUUCAGGACACACCCGAGCCAGAAAUCCAAGAGGUGUGGCCAUGACGUCACGUUUUCCGAGUUCGUUCAGUGGAGUCUAAGCGUCCGCAACUCCCAUUGGGAGCCCAUCCAUCAGCGCUGCGACCCUUGUCGUUUCCGCCCCCACGUCGUCUCGGACCUUCACACCUUCUCGCGGGAUGCACGUCCGGUCCUGCGGCGCAUGGGCGUGGAGUGGGUGCUAACCAAUCUGACGUCACGAGGACAGCGCGAGGCCGAGCUGCGGACGCUGAUCGAGUACAACUUCGUCCUCCUUGACACCCCAUCCUUGCCCAGCGACUGUCUGACUGAGACGGAACUGGCCCGCCUGCUGUGGAAGACGUUUCAGAUCAACGGUUACCUCCCCAUAGAGGUGCAGUACGAGCAAGCUCUGACGUCGUUUUCAGUGACGUCAUUCACGGAUCACGUGAUAAGCAGAUUCCGGGCAUCGGAGGGCCUGGAGAAACGCCUGAAAGAGCAGAAACGAUACCUGAUGGAGGAGGCGUAUCGGUCUCUAUCACCGGAACUUCUACAGAGCCUCAGGGAGAAGUACGACCUCGAUUUCAAGUUGUUCGGGUAUUCGAGUUCCCCUUUUCGUGCCUAGAGGUGGUGACGACACUCUUCAGGGUGCUUAGUGGAGGAGUUCCUACCUUACAGACGCUUAGUCGCCUUUCACCUGGACUUUCGGGACCUGCAUUACGGGUUGAAAGGGUAGGUAACAGCGAGGAGUGGAAUGUGGCGAGUAGGUUUGACAAUGACCAGAGGAGUCUAGACACUCUGACCCAGUGAUAUGGGGUCAGGAGUAAAGGAAGUGAACAGUCGGCUAGGUUGAGGUGAUUAAUGUAAUAGUGGGUUGACAUAAACCGCAGAAAGUGUUUUGAUACCUUGGUAAGUGCAUGUGACACCUAGAACUAAGUGGUAUACAGACCAGCAGAUUAGAUCGGAGUUAAUGAGCCUGUUGUUGGGAGUGUGUAGCAUUGGUGCAGUGAACCUUACAAAACAAACCAAAACGGCGGGGGAGGGGGAGAGGGAGGAAGAACCGAGGGCCAAAAGCAAGAGAGAAAGAGAGAACACAAAAACAUUUUCCUGUGCAACACCCAACUGCCAUCCAAUAUGUACACGCAUGACUAUGCCCAGGCACUAGACUCGUUGUCACAUGACACAUUCUGUGCACGUCACAGUCAUCUAUCACUGUAACAACGAGUGUCACGCAGUCGCGUGACAGCGCAUGCACGCAUCGCACUAUUCGCCAGACCUCGCUACACAACGAUACGGUUGUUGCCAUGAAAAUGUUUUAGUUUUGACGAGAUAUUUUGUUAUCGCCUAUCGGUAAAACCGUCACUUAUCUAACGUCAUAUUUUGUGACCUGGCUUUAUCCUGGCUGUGAUACUUUUUGAUCUUCUAUGCGAAGCUUUGAGACGCUUUUCCCUCGACUUGCAUAUUAUGUAUGAUGUGAAGACCUUCGCCCCCAGGACAUGCGCCGACAUGUGAAAGUUGUCGGUUGAUGACCUUAAUAUGAGACGUGGGCAGCGACAAGGAAGUGGAUAAAAAGAACAUGACGGCGUUGCGAAAGGUAAAGCACAAAAAAAGUUUUCAAGACGAGUCAAAUGCGAAUCAUUUCUUGCGUGUAAUGACGGAGGUUUUGAAAACAGAAAAAAAUUUCUGGUUAUAAAGAGUCCUCUAUGCUUUUAGGAGGGCAUAGACACGAUCCCGGGGGAAAAAAGAGAUAGUGACAAGCGCCAGUUUAUUGAGGAAUAAAACUGAGAAGGGGACUAAAUGAAAAAAAAAAAAAAACAACAACAAAAAAAAAAAACAAAACGGCCAGAUGAAUAGGGCAAAAGCUAAAGGACAAAAUCAUUGCCAGUCAUCGGCAGUGAAUGCAUGUGGAGACCCGCGCGCAUAUGUGUGUGUGUGCGCUGACACGCAGAUCUAGUGAUUAAAGAUGAAAGAAAAACGUCAAUCAAAAUUAUAAGUGUGACAUAGCCGUCGUUAUUUUAUUAGCCUCCUCUGAGUCCCUGACCCUUGAAAAACCCCAAAAAAGUCAGUAACGGCCACAAUACUGUCGAACCUCUGACCACAACUCGUUCUUGACCAGCAGAUUCCCUUCAUCCAUGUCUGACCGCUCUAUGGGACCAACCACUUCAGCCAGUUCUGCCCACGUCACGUCAGCUGGAAGCUCCAUUCAGGUUCUAUGGCAGGUGGUCGAUGUUUGACCGACUCUGACCUCCUGACCUGAUCACGUCAGUUCUCAUCGGCAGCAACAGCAUUUCUAUGCAAUAUCUGUAGCUGAUAUUGUAAAGGUUUUUUUUAAAAAUCAAAUCACAGCGAGAGCUGUCAACUUUAAAAAAAAAUUAUUUUUACACUGCCUGCUCCCGUUCCUUUUAAUUUCGAUCACGACCUCUGUGUGAGAGAGAGAGAGAGGAGAAAUUUUUAUUUAUGGGGUAACAGAAUGAGCAAAAGCUAUUACACAUCAAAGGUGUUAAUCAAUGGACAUGCUUUUUUGGCACACUGACUUUCAAACCUGGAAUGUGAUUAUUAAUUAUUAUAAAGUUUAUCUUAUUCUGAAUAUUA
Molecule: messenger RNA, 3959 nt
Organism: Pomacea canaliculata
Lineage: Eukaryota; Metazoa; Mollusca; Gastropoda; Architaenioglossa; Ampullariidae
Product: carbohydrate sulfotransferase 9-like
Exons: 5
Coding region: 151-1992 (613 amino acids)
Biological process (GO): carbohydrate biosynthetic process
Cellular component (GO): membrane
Molecular function (GO): sulfotransferase activity
Source: RefSeq, a predicted model, not a curated record